AUGAAGACCACCAACCGAGACAUGGAGCCCAAAACCAACAGAACCACAGAACCCACCACCACCAGAACCAGGGAACCUCCUACCAGAACCAUGGAAUCCAUGACCACCAGAACCACAGCCUUCACCACCACCAGAACCAUGGAACCUACCACCACCACCACCAGAAGCACAGACCCCACCUCCAGCUCCAGGGAAACCUCCAGCACCUUCUUGUACUUCGCCUACGGCAGUAACCUGCUGAAGGAGCGUCUGACGCUGAAGAACCCGUCCGCCACCGUUCACUGUGUGGCCCGACUCAAGGACUACAGGUUGGUGUUUGGGAACCACAAAGGGCGGGCGAGCGAGCGCUGGCACGGGGGCGUCGCCACCAUCGAACACAGCCCCGGCGACGAGGUGUGGGGCGUCGUCUGGAGGCUCAGCGUCACCGACCUGGAGUCCCUGGACAGUCAGGAGAACGUGACCCUGGGAGCCUACAGCCCGGUGGAGCUCAAUGUGAAGACCACAGAACAAGACCUGAGCUGCAGAACCUACAUCAUGAACAGCUGCGUGUACGCCCCCCCGUCCCCACAGUACCUGAAGGUGAUGGUGAUGGGCGCGGCGCAGAACGGUCUUCCUCAGGAGUACCAGGCCAAACUGAGGGCCAUAAAGACCAACAUGUACGAGGGCCCGCUGCACGUGAUGGACGAGCUGGAGCGGGCGUGGCACAAGGUCGCACACAGCCCCGCCUCCUUAUGA
Molecule: messenger RNA, 735 nt
Organism: Boleophthalmus pectinirostris (great blue-spotted mudskipper)
Lineage: Eukaryota; Metazoa; Chordata; Actinopteri; Gobiiformes; Gobiidae
Product: gamma-glutamylcyclotransferase-like
Exons: 4
Coding region: 1-735 (244 amino acids)
Molecular function (GO): gamma-glutamylcyclotransferase activity
Source: RefSeq, a predicted model, not a curated record